AUGGUUCAGAUCAAGGAUCUCCCCGUCGAGAUACUUACCCAGAUAAUCAAAGGAGUAGGUACCCCGCCAGUCCUCCCCUCCCAGCAACACGGCGACUACCAAAUUUACGAUCCACAGCUCCCUCAAGUACCCAGCCGUCUAGCUGCUCUCUGCACAGUAUGUAAAUCCUUCCGCCUCAUCGCAACACCACUGCUUUACUCCGAUGUGGUGAUCCGUACGACGCCCAUUCGCGGUCAGACCCUGGACCCGGUCAUGCUGAGCUGCUUCCUGUACGAGCACAACUCGGGCAUCGAGCAUAUCCGCCGAAUCACUGUGCGUGGGCACUGGAGCGGUGAAUACUUACAGGGGGUGGCGCCGGAACCAACAUAUCGUCCCGGUAUCAAGAAUGAUAUCUUCUCUCCUGCCGUGGUGAAUACUUGUUUGUUGUUGGGGAUUUUGCUGGAGAGGAUACCGAAGGGAGCGCUGGAGCAUUUUAUGUACGUGUUUCCUUUUGCUUUGACCGGUAGUGGUGGGAAAACUCCCGGGGAUGGACGGUGGAAUCACUGAAGCGGUGGCUGCCGGGUUGCUUGUGCUCUGGGUUGACCGUUUUAGAUGGGACGUCGACGUUUCCUUCUCUUGGAGAGUUAUGGAGAAACUCAUGAAGUACCAGCCGAACAUCCAAUCGCUAGACCUGUUCGACGGAAACUGCACUUUUGACCGUCAAUGGUCCGAGUUCACCUUCCACUUUACCAAGCUGAAGAACCUCUGCUGGCAGAACUUCGCGCGAUAUGACAGCAUGAUGUCGUUCAAGCGCUUGAUAGACCUAAACUGGCAGACCAUCACUACACUCACCUUCUCGUUGAACAACUUUGAAGAGCUAGUAGAGGAUAUGAUCCGCCACGAUGGCGCCUCAAUAUUCAACGACGGAGGCAGCACCGAAGAGUCGCCAACAUUCCUACCAAUCGCCAAAAGAAUCUUCAAAAAGCUCUUGGAGAAACCAGAAGGUGGAGGGGCCAGCGCUGGGAGUCUAGUGCCGGAACGAAAGCGCCAGAUGAAAUUGAAAGACUUGGCACUCUGGGACAUCCCAUUGGCAGGUGUUGCAAACUUACUCACGCAGAUAAUCGACGUCCCGACCUUGACGUACCUAGCUAUGCGCGGCUGCUCGUCCACGGACCAGCUGCUGAACGCGCUGGCGGCGAAGGGGGGCUCGUUGAGAAUCAAGACAUUUGAUAUACAAUACAGGACUCAACCAGAGGGACUAGUGCAGUUCAUCCAGUCCUUCAAGGGAUUGAAGAACCUGUAUCUGCUACUGGAAUGCAUUGAGAACACAGAGGAGCUGCGCAAUGUUUUUGACAGCAUUUUCCAUCAUGCGGACUCCUUGCGAAGAUUGGUGAUAGACGCGAAGGAGCACUACCUCUCUGCCGAAAACAUCGCUCGGAUCCGCUCGGAUUUAAACCUCUGGGAGUUGGGCCUUUGCGGAGAAGCUGGCGAUCCGGAUUGGGUAUUACCCCACCUCCGUCUUCCUUGGCUGAACUAACAGCGAACAGACAACAACCCCCCUAUACUCGCUCUCUGGCCCGGUCCCCGAAACCCUGGAGACUAUCCACCUCCGCACUUUGCGGCGUGGCCUCUACGACACUUCCUGCGACUCUCUCGCGCACGAGACAACAACCUUCCUUAACUCUAAGACCUACCGCGACCGCAAAGCCGACGCAGAGGCCUUGAUUGGCCUGCACUCGCCCAAUAUGGUGGCACGGAAUAAGUCGCUGCGCUGCGUCAGCAUCGGUGAAUUCAACCGCUGGAACGACUUUCACAAUAACGGCGCGAGCAAGAUGUGGACGUGCUUCCUUGUGAAUUACGUUGAUGUGGAGUUUGUGCGCGAUGUGCCUGUACUGAACCCGGUCAGGAUGAAUACGUUGUAUUAUUUGGGGCUAACGAGCGAGGUUCUGUAUGUUUAAGGGGGAAGGGGAGGGAGUGGGGUUGUGGUUGAUAUCCCCGGUGAGCCCGUUGUAGAACGGUCAUGGAGUAUCACUCGCUGCUCUUUAAAUUUACCAGUUAUUAUGUUAUACCUAAGCUUUCCGGGAGGUGUGGGGCCCUGCAUCAUACGUAGGUGGUUGCAUGAGCCGCAAGGGAAGCAGACAGGCGUUCUUGAGUGACUUCGGACCGCCCAGAUAAGGAGGGCUAGCCAAACCUUAAAUUCUUUUUAUCACCCUAGCGACCCCCCUCCGAGAGUGCCGAUCGUGCUCAGUUGAAUCACACUUCCUCCCCUGAGGUAGUGCUCACAGACCACUAUCGCAACUCACAAAUAAAAGUCGGCAAGCCGCUCAUCGCCGGGAACAUUCGCGGGGGUAAACCUGAAGGGCCAAAUUACGGAGUAUUAACGUUUUCUCUUCAGGGUAUCAGUCCUUACCUUUCAGCCUCCUUCCUCUACUAGCACUCGCGACGUAUCUCACUACAAGGAACUGCAACUCCGGGUCCUCGUGCGGCACUGGUAGUGCUUGCUGCAGUACUGCGGUAGUGAGAGUCUGCCGUGCGUCUCUCUUUACCACCUCUUUCCCCUCCCCUUCAGUUGCUCUCUUUCUCCAUUGCAUCCACGGGCUGGCGUGAGUGGGUUUACUUGUCCUUCUUCAAAUUCUUCUGGAGGGGAGAUGGUUACCGGUGUUUGCAUUUGUCUCUUGUUUCUUCUCCAUCUCCUUUAUUUAUUUGUCUGUUUAUUUCCUGCUAUUGUGAUGGUUCAUGUGGCAUGGUUUCGCACAGUACCAUGUCUUUGCUGGGCUGGCUUUGGCGCUGCUUAGGGGUGGUAUAAUACGUAUGGUGGGUAAUUACUGACAUUUCCCGUUUUUUCGUAUUAUUCAUCACUGGCAACUUCAUGGAAGUGGGAUGCUAGUGGAAAACUGCUUCUUCUAUCUAUAUUUUGUGGGUUCCUGCAGGGGGCUAGCUGGUUAACUGGAGUCCAUGCAGAGCGCAUACCAGCGUCUUCUAGCUCCUCCCAUCCGUAUUCGUCUGUCAAACAAUUUUAAUUGUAAUUAACCGCUUCGUCACUGAGAAGCGUAAUAUUCUGGAAUAUCAAGUGGCUGUUUAGGCUUCUACUGACUAUACUUUCCUAACCGAGAAGCGCCAUAUAGGAUGCGGAAUCACUAGCUACUCUGGCAAUAGUAUCCACGAGCGGAGGGGUGAUUUUGUACAUUUAACUUCGAAUAUUUGUAUCGCUCACUUUGUUACAGUC
Tuber aestivum (summer truffle) is the source of this 3205-nucleotide messenger RNA. The record is from the annotation of a GenBank genome assembly. Lineage: Eukaryota; Fungi; Ascomycota; Pezizomycetes; Pezizales; Tuberaceae.